GUUGGAGACGUAAAAAACAAACAACCUUUAAACAAGGAUAUAGAAUUUAAUUAGUUAUUUGACGGUAUGUGCGUCAAACAGAAUCCUUCUUUGUCUGAACUCGAUUUGUAACGUAGUUUAUGAGCAGACGUGGGCCCAGCUGUCUACCUUCAAGUUUUACCGCAGGUUAUAUACAGAAGUCGACUUCUUAUAGUGAUCUUCACUUCUUAAUUGGUCCAGAGAGAAACAGACAUCAGAAAAUAAAUUAAAUAUUAAGAUAAGAUGGCAGGAUUCGGUGCCAUAUUUUGGAUACAACAUGGUAACAACACGCCCAUGACUGACAUCAUGACCACCCCGGAAGUCGUGCUCUCCCACAAUAUUUUCAUCGUCCUCGCUUCCGUGUUCGUGCCUAUAGGGAUCGUUGGCAACAUCCUCGUCUUUUGUGGCAUCCUGCUCUACCCAGGCUUCUACAACAACAACAACGUCAUGAUAUUAGCCAUCGCAUUCUUUGAUUUUGGCACCAGUGCUAUGACUCUACCCUUUUUUAUCGUGUGUUACUCAACUUUGUCUUUAAGGGAUACUAUAGGAAGAUACAAAUAUUUCUGUCUAUUAAAGCUAUCUUCCCCAAUGAUAACUGCCGAUGGUUCUCUCUACUGCCUGAUGCUUUUGUCCAUUGACCGCUAUCUGGCCAUCAUGUUUCCUUUGAAGUAUGCUAACAUGGUCACUUUCAAAAGAGCCAUUUACGUAACGGUUUCAGUGGUUAUUUUGACAUUUGUCAAGGCAAUGAUUCCGAUUUUAGGAUGGAACUAUUACAAUCCCAACAUUCCAAAUCUGGACAAGAGAUGUAAUUUCUACAUGACAUUACCGAAACCUUUUCUGUUCUGGUUCCUGUUGGUGCCCAAUGACACUGUCAUUGUAUUAGCCGCCGCCAUCAACAUUCACAUCGCCUUCAUCGUGUUUCGUCAGCUGAGGUCGUUCAAGUCACAGAGCUCCGUGUGGACCAGCGAGCAGAGGAAAGCCUUCCGCGCGAAAAUAAGCAGCGUGAAGAUUACCCUGGCACUCAUGUUCCUUUUUAUAAUCCUGGAUGCACCCUUCUUGAUGGUUUUGCCGUUUAAGAUAAAACAAGUCUUGCCUCCACACCUUGUCGAGGCGAUGAAAGUCUAUGCGACACUUUUGUCCUUUGGUAACGCUCUUGUCAACGGCCCUGUUUAUGCUACGAUAAGAAAUGAGUACCGCAGCGUGUACUAUACCAUGUUGACCACCGCCCCAUGGAAAUGGAAGAAGUCUUUGAAAAACUUACAUCGCGAGAAGAACACCACCUUCAUCACCUCGUCUGUACAGAACCAGUCGGUUGCAAUGCAAGACGACGUUGAGGAAGAAUAUGAAGCGCCUUUACCGAUAGAACCCGAUUUACCAAGUAAAGCGUCGAAAGCUGGCUCGAAAGAGGGCGCUUCGUCUAUCGUCAGCACUGUGGUGAAGGCCUAUGACGUCGACGGGAAUAGGGAAAAAACGACAACAUCAGUGGACAACUCUAAACUCUCCAGCCUUAUGUCAAGCCAGGGCAAGGGCUCCGUUUUCAGCCAGGCCGAGAAGCAAAGCUCGGUCGAUGGUGGAAGGAAAAAUAAAAUGGCGGCCUGGGGUCAAGGCUACUGGUUCCAGGAGGAGGUCGCCUACAACAUGACCAGGACUCAGAUCAUGGCGACCCCGGAAGUAGUGCUCGCACACAACAUUUUCAUCCUUUUCGCUUCCAUCUAUGUGCCUAUAGGCAUCGUUGGCAACAUCCUCAUCAUCGGCGGCAUCCUGCUCUACCCAGGCUUCUACAACAACAACAACAUCAUCAUAUUAGCCAUCGCUUUUUUUGAUUUGGGCACGAGUGCUAUGACGCUUCCUUUUUUUAUCAUUUGUUACUCACAUUCGCCGUUAAGAGAUACAAUAGCGAGAUACAAAUAUUUAUGUCUAUUAAAGCUAACUUCCCCAAUGGUAACUGCCGACGGUGCUCUCUAUUGCCUGAUGCUUUUGUCCAUCGACCGCUAUCUGGCCAUCAUGUUUCCUUUGAAGUACGCAAACUUGGUCACUUUCAAAAGAGCCAUCUACAUGACGGCAACGGCUGUUAUUUUUUGCCUUGGCAAGGUGUGGAUUCCUGUUAUGGGCUGGAACACGUACAGUCCCAGCAUUGCCGAUCUGGGCGAUCGAUGUAGUUUCUACCGAACAAUACCGCCAGUUUUUCUCUUUAAUUUUGAGCUAAUCCCCAUGUACUGUUCCGUUUUUCUGUCCGCCUUCAUCAACAUUCACAUCACCAUCAUCGUGUUUCGUCAACUGAGGUCGUUCAAGUCACAGAGCUCCGUGUGGACUAGCGAGCAGAGGAAAGCCUUCCGCGCGAAAAUAAGCAGCGUGAAGAUUACCCUGGCACUCAUGUUCGUAUUUAUAAUCCUGCAUUUGCCUUUGUUGAUGGUUUUUCCAAUUAAGAUAUAUGACCUCAUGGCCCCACAUACUUCAGAAGCGUUGGAAGUAUAUGCGACAGUUAUGUCCUUUGGUAACGCUCUUAUCAACGGCCCUGUUUAUGCUGCGAUAAGAAAUGAGUACCGCAGCGUGUACUAUACCAUGUUGACCACCGCCCCAUGGAAAUGGAAGAAGGCUUUGAAAAACUUACAUCGCGAGAAGAACACCACCUUCAUCACCUCGUCUGUACAGAACCAGUCGGUGGCAGCUAAAGAUGAGGAUGAAGAUAACGCACCUUUACCGAUAGAACCCGAACCACCGAGCAAAGCGUCGAAAGCUGGCUCGAAAGAGGGCGCUUCGUCUAUCGUCAGCACCGUGGUGAAGGCCUAUGACGUCGACGGGAAUAGGGAAAAAACGACAACAUCAGUGGACAACUCUAAACUGUCAAGUCAGGGCAAGGGUUCCGUUUUCAGCCAGGCCGAGAAGCAAAGCUCCGUUGGCGGUGAAAAGAACACUUCUGUCUAAGCAGAUUUUCAGGUAAAGAGAACUCUUUGUUUAACGACAUUUUCAGGUAAAGAGAACACUUUCAAAGGCAUUGUUAGACAAAUAUAACUAUUCUGUUUGUAUCCCGCGGCCAAAAUAGUAUAACAGCGACAUUAUUGUGUACAAGUCGUAUACCACUAAACGAUUAUGAAUCACUGCAACAUCCAAACUAUGCAUGGGUUUGUCUUUCGUAGAUGGACCUAUUGUAGAGUUGUAGGUUUUAUUUCAACUGCAUGUACAGACGGUAAACUAUUGGUGGAUGGUAAGCUUUAUGUGCAUCGAUACACCGUUAAAAUGUGCAUAGAAUAUUGCCAUAAACAAGUUGUUAUUCUAUUAAAUAGUUUAAUUGCUAAAUAAAAACUACUAAUGUACUUUGAUAAAAUUGUGGUAAAUUUAUAAAUAAUAGUUUCAUCAACUUAUAGCAGUACAAAUUACUAUCGCUGAAUCCAAUUUCGCUUAAUUAACUACAAAUAAAGAUUACAAGACAAUUUCUUUUACAGUCAAUAACAACUGAAUUUACUUAAAAUACUAUAAGUUGAUACAUUCAAACAAUGUAUCAAAUAUGAAAGAAGGACGAUCGUAGUUAUUUUCUUCAUACAAACGUCGGUUCUUUUUUAAAAUUUUGAUUGUUUUUUUUUUUUUUUUGUUUUUUUUAUAAAAUGAAGCUAUUUUUCAAAGAUUGGCUUUUUAAUUUCGAUAGAUAUGUGUUUAGCUAUUUUUAGAAUUUAUCUUUUUUUUUCUUUAGUUUGGCAUUUUAUUUAGCAAUUUUUUCUAAUGUUCAAUUAGUUUUUAAGUAAUAUGGACAUUAAUUACACUUAUAACGACCAUACUUUCAAAAACUAUGUGGAAGAGGAUUAAAUAACUAAUAUAAAUAAAAUAAAGAUCCAAUGUUUCUGUUGUGCGGUGUUUUGAAAGUGUGUGGGUUGAGAUAUUGAAGGUGUAAGUUCAAUAAUAAAGUGUUUUUAUUUCUUAAGUUUAUUAUUUUUAAUAAAAGCAAAACAAAUUUA
This is a messenger RNA of Physella acuta, 3968 nucleotides long. RefSeq lists its product as uncharacterized. Gene Ontology annotation, cellular component: membrane. The record is from RefSeq and is a predicted model, not a curated record. NCBI's taxonomy places the organism in Eukaryota, Metazoa, Mollusca, Gastropoda, Physidae. Gene Ontology annotation, molecular function: G protein-coupled receptor activity. Gene Ontology annotation, biological process: G protein-coupled receptor signaling pathway.